This is a messenger RNA of Physella acuta, 1235 nucleotides long. Its product is annotated as superkiller complex protein 8. NCBI's taxonomy places the organism in Eukaryota, Metazoa, Mollusca, Gastropoda, Physidae. The record is from RefSeq and is a predicted model, not a curated record. Gene Ontology annotation, cellular component: Cdc73/Paf1 complex. Gene Ontology annotation, molecular function: protein binding.
AUGGUGAUUAAACAACCUAAUCCAAGUUUGAACUUACUGUAGUAACAAAACAAGCUAAAGUAGCCCGACUUUUAAGAACAUAAUGAUUUAGUCUAUUUCUACACAUAACUAGAUCUAGAUCUACAUACUAAUACAUAGUUUUACAUACAUAGUAGUACAUAGUGGAUCUAGAGACCUAAUCUAACUGUAUCGCAUAGCCUAAUUUGUAAAAUAUUUUGAUUGGAUCUAAAAAUCUACAAAAUGAACCCUCAAACAAUUGUCUUUAAGCAGGAGCAAGCACACGAUGACAGCAUUUGGAGCUGUGCUUUUGGCAAAAAUGAACGUGACCCCAGUGACUCCGAAAUAAUUGUUACUGGCUCAAUAGAUGACUAUGUUAAAGUUUGGAAAUGUAAGGACAACAAAUUAGAACUUCGACACACACUUGAAGGGCAUCAACUUGGAGUUGUCUCAGUAGAUAUUAACGCAGAUGGAUCAUUGGCAGCAUCCAGUAGUUUAGACAGUCAUGUCAGAAUUUGGGAUUUGGAAAGUGGAAAACUGGCUAAAAGUAUAGACGCAGGUCCCGUUGAUGCCUGGACCAUUGCCUUUUCGCCUGACUCACGAUUCUUAGCAUCAGGCAGUCACACGGGUAAAAUUAAUCUCUUUGGGGUUGAUAGUGGAAGAAAAGAAUCAUCCAUGGAUACCAGAGGGAAAUUUACACUGAGUCUAGCUUAUAGUCCUGACGGAAAGUUUAUAGCAUCUGGUGCCUUAGAUGGAAUUGUCAAUGUCUUUGACAUCACAACAGGAAAGUUAAUUCAUACAUUGGAAGGCCAUGCUAUGCCAAUUAGAUCACUCUGCUUCUCACCAGACAGUCAGUUACUUAUUACAGCAUCUGAUGAUUGCCAAAUCAAGAUUUAUGAUGUUCAGCAUGCAAAUCUUGCUGGUACUCUUUCUGGACAUGGCUCAUGGGUUCUUGGAGUUGAUUUCUGUGCAGAUAACACUCAUUUUGUUUCUGGCUCUUCAGACAAAACUGUAAAGAUAUGGAAUGCUGGAUCAAGGCAGUGUAUUCACACGUUCUAUGACCAUACAGAUCAGGUUUGGGAUGUAAAAUACAACCCAUCUGGUUCAAAAGUUGUAUCAGUAUCUGAUGACAGAAAUCUACAUCUUUAUGAUUGUCCUAUUUGAUUUUAUACUGUUUUCAAAUAUUUGUAAAAGUUGAUUUAAUAAAUACAAAAGUUGUAACAAAACAUGUUUUGUCU